AUCCUCUUCAAUAGGAGACCGAUAGUUCAACCCGGCGGAAACAAUGAUGUAGUGUGUCAGAAUUUCAUCAUUUUAGAACAGAUUGUUAUUUCAUCGCUCAAAAAGGUUUCUUACAUUUGUUGCACGUUUCUUAACGUUGAUAAGCUCGAGAUGCCGACCGUCGCAGUAAAUACGUCAGAACUGUUCCAUAUUCUUGGGAAAAAAUACACAUUUGAAGAGUUUGACAAUCUAUGUUUCGAUUUUGGCCUUGAAGCUGAAGUAGCGGAGGAGGAGGAUGGUCAGGGUGAACCAGGACAGGAACAGUUCAAAAUAGAAGUGCCUGCCAACAGAUAUGACCUGCUCUGCAUUGAAGGCAUUGGAAGAGCACUGCUGGUGUUCUUGGAAAAACUGAAAGCACCCAGAUACAAGUCUGUUCCCCCAGCGUCAGGAAAACGACAGCAGUUGAAAAUUCUGCCAGCUACUGCUCAAGUGCGACCAUUUGCAGUGGCGGCAGUUCUGAGGAAUAUCAAGUUCACGGAGGAAAGUUAUAAAAGUUUCAUAGAUCUGCAGGACAAGUUACACCAGAAUAUAUGUCGGAGACGCACACUGGUUGCUAUAGGAACCCAUGACCUAGAUACAGUCCAGAGCCCGUUCGUUUAUGAUGCCAAGCCCCCAGCCGAUAUCAAGUUCAAGGCCCUUAACCAGACCAGAGAAUACACUGCAUCAGAACUCAUGGAGCUGUACUCAGUUGACAGCCACUUGAAGCCCUAUCUACCAAUCAUCCAGGACAAGCCAGUGUACCCAGUCAUCUAUGAUGCCAACGGUGUCGUACUGUCCAUGCCUCCAAUCAUCAAUGGUGAACAUUCUAAGAUCACCCUGAAUACCCGUAAUGUGUUCAUUGAGUGCACUGCUACAGACCUUACCAAGGCGAGGAUAGUCCUGGACACCGUAGUCACAAUGUUUGGCCAAUACUGUGAACAGCCAUUUGUGAUAGAACAGGCAGAGGUGAUACAGCCAGACGGCACCACUCUGGUCUACCCUGAGCUGCCUUACAGAUUUGAAACAAUAGAUGUCUCGGAUGUGAACAAGAAGAUUGGAAUCAAUAUCACAGGUGCAGCGAUGGCGAAGUUGUUGAGCCGUAUGGGGAUGGAGUCAGAAGCCAUCAACGGAGGCAAGAACGUCAAGGUUGAGGUCCCACCCACAAGGGCUGAUGUGCUCCACUUCUGUGACAUUUGGGAGGACGUGGCUAUAGCCUACGGCUUCAAUAACCUGGACUGGACCAUACCCAAUACCAACACCAUCGCCAAUCAGUUCCCGCUAAACAAGUUGACCGAUCUGAUGCGUGCAGAAAUCUGUGCAGCAGGAUUCACUGAGGUCCUCACUUUCGCGUUGUGUUCACGGGAUGACAUUGCAGACAGGCUCAGGAAGGACAUUUCCACCACCAACGCUGUGCAUAUUGCCAACCCUAAGACCCUCUCCUUCCAGGUUGCUAGGACGACCCUGUUGCCAGGGAUACUGAAGACUCUGUACCACAACAAGAACAUGCCCCUGCCACUGAAACUAUUCGAGAUUUCAGAUGUCGUCAUGAAGGAUGAUAAGAAAGAUGUGGGUGCGAGAAACGAGCGACACCUGGUUGCUGUGAACUACAACAAAUCGUCUGGUUUUGAGGUCAUUCAUGGCCUGUUGGACCGUAUCAUGCAGCUCCUGCUGGUACCUCCAGCCCAGGAUGGCACUGGAUACUGCAUACAGGCCACAGACGACUCUACAUACUUCCCUGGUCGCUGUGCAGAUAUUCUGGUUCGUGGAGAAAGUGUAGGAAAACUAGGAGUCCUUCACCCCGACGUGAUCACGGGAUUUGACCUGAACUUGCCGUGUGCGGCACUAGAAAUCAAUCUAGAGGCUCUGCAAUAAGACCUUGUACUGAAAAUGUCUUUGUUCUUUUAUAUAUUUAUUGAUGAAAUGACAGUUCUAAGACAAAAGGAUGUGUUGUACCCAUUAUUUUGUAUUUAAUUUAAAGACAAUGCAGUUGCAAAACGUUGGUGCAUCGGAACCUUUUUUUCAAAAAACGAGGUCUCAACCAUAAUUGCAGCAGUAUGCUGUAUCAUUAACGUUAAAAGUUUCUAAUGGCUCGUUAUGUUUGCAUUAUAUUACUUUAAAAUGCAAAUAUUAGUAUUUAUCAUGUUGACAUUAUUUGUGAGUAUAAGUGGUUGUUUUAUGCACUAAAUGUCAACAACAAAUCACCUUAGUAUUGUAAUGUUAUAAGAUAAUAAAGGCAUCAACAUAG
This is a messenger RNA of Dreissena polymorpha, 2263 nucleotides long. RefSeq names its product phenylalanine--tRNA ligase beta subunit-like. NCBI's taxonomy places the organism in Eukaryota, Metazoa, Mollusca, Bivalvia, Myida, Dreissenidae. The record is from RefSeq and is a predicted model, not a curated record. Gene Ontology annotation, biological process: phenylalanyl-tRNA aminoacylation. Gene Ontology annotation, cellular component: phenylalanine-tRNA ligase complex; cytoplasm. The coding region runs from base 151 to 1890 and encodes 579 amino acids. The transcript is spliced from 18 exons. Gene Ontology annotation, molecular function: ATP binding; magnesium ion binding; phenylalanine-tRNA ligase activity.